CAUUCACAAGCCAAUCACAAUCAUGGUAAACAGAAGAUUGCGUCAUUGUUAUUGUCGUGGUUCGUGGGCUUCUGUUUUAUUCUACAAGGUGGACGUGGUAUUCGUACAUGCAUUCGGUUUAAAUUGUGUUGAUCUCGACCGGAGACUAAUAGAGUUCGUACAAUAUGUCGGUUUCGAAGGAGAUUUCCUCGGAGGAGUUACAAGGUUCUUGGGUAGAGCUAAGCUUCAGUGGUUCAAGCUCCCACACGACGGGUUCACAGGACGACCAGGGGGAACAGAGCCCAUCCUCAGGCCUGGAGGCUGACGUAGAGAACAUGCUUCUGGAAGCACAACAUGAGUCGGCCAGAAACAGCUCAAAGGGAAGCUCUCAUUGUAACAGCCCACUCCGAUCACAGACUCCCCUUAUACUGUGUAAGGGAUCUGAGGCAAACAGCUCACAGUCAGAAGAAGACUUCCAAGAAAGGAGGCGUGAAGUGGAAAACCUGAUGGUCAGGAACGCAGACUGGAUAUGGGAUUGGUCUAGCCGACCCGAGAACAACCCGCCCAAGGAGUUCCUGCUGAAGCAUCCCCCGCCGCGGCGCUCCGCCUCCUCCCUCAGCAUCAGGAACACCCGGGUGAUGAAGAGUGGGGGGGUCCUCUCCCCUCACUUCCUGAAGCUCUUCCUGCCCUCGCUCGUUGUUUCACACAUACUGGCCAUUGGCCUGGGGAUCUACAUCGGGAAGCGUUUGACCUCACAUAACACCUACUGAUUAUGUUGCUGUUUUAAGCUCAGGACAACUCCGGUCAUGCCGGGUUGGAUUGCGCAACUAGGCAUGCGUCAAAAACUACAAACAAAGCAAAAAACAAGGAGGAGAAGAGACAGCUGUGUGUCAUGCUUGGGUUUGGCCGAUUCCUCAAUGCUCAACGGUUUAGGGUGAGGUCCCAAGCUCCAGUCAUUGCUAAAUCACAUCGUCGUAUUCAUGAAUAUGUCCCCACACACACACUCGCUAUAACUCCAAAACACCAGGCCUGGCAAUGACCUUUUUGCCAUUUCCUGCUCCCUCAAAUGUGCACGAAUAGGAACUGACAUGGAAAGCUGUCAGUUCCUGUUAUAGUGGGGGGAAAAAGAUGAUGGUUGCCUCAGAGUGAUCUGCCAUCCAGUCGAUUGCUUCGUUGUUGUUUUUUUGUUGCAUUUAUCAUGUUUUGCUCUGUUGUCUAUGGGAUCUGCUUCUUUUAAGAAUGGUUAUUAUAAAUAAUUAUAAAUGAUUCACAUGUAAAAUUGACAAUGCAAGCAAAAUGUAAUCAGACUUUGUAUAUUGAACUGUGAUUGUGUCUUCCAUAAGCUUUAAAUGGACCUUUGUUUUCAAGCUUUUACUCAAGGCAAUAUUAAAAAAGGUAAAUGUUGAAGAGGAUUCCUUUCCUAAAUACAGAAGUGUUAGACGAUUAGAAUUUCCUGUCUGGUUUAAUCGAGUCCAUCUGUUCUUAUAAACAAGAGAAAGCGACUAUCCUAUCAAAGAGGUUCUGGACUACAUGCAGAUUAACACAAUAAGAUUUUUAUUUAACUUUGGUCAAAAUAAUCAAACAAGUGAAUACAUUGUCACCAUGUUAGGAAUCAAUGGACAAAGACAAUGCAUCGUUAUGUUCGCUUUAAUGUCAUUUUAUGAUCCGUGUAGUCAAUCUUCAUUUUUGCAUUCACAACUAGAGAGAGAAGAGCCACAUUUUUAAUAUGCAGUUCAAAUUCGAGUGACAUCCCUAACAAAAUGAAUAAGAGCACGUGAAGGAAGCCAGUCUAAGAGUCCUACUUAACGUGAGAUGGAGGCACUCUUUAUUACAACGGCAAUGUGUGCAGUUUUCCCCUCUUUAUGUGUGUUUUCAUAGACGGCCACGCAUAGCAGCGGUAUAUGAGGACAGAACUAUAAAACAGGAUUCCAAAAUAAUGCACAUGAGGUUUGUAAAAAAGAAAACGACUGGGACGCAAAGUAGUAGCGGUCACUGAUAGGAGAUAAGUAUUAAGGCUGUGGAUUCCCUUUGCCCAUCUACUGCCUUUCAGCCUCUCGCCGUCAUCUUAAAACAACUUGAGGAAGAAAUUGUCUGGACACAAACACAUGAUUGGCCGUCUCCGACAGUGGUUCUGAAUUAGAGCCGCAAAACAGUUAUUAUUUUUUCUCCUUCCGAUUUGAGUUCUGCUAAAAAAUUAAAUUAAAAUAAUAGACAGUGGUGUGACUGGACAUUUUUUUCCC
Molecule: messenger RNA, 2219 nt
Organism: Gadus chalcogrammus (walleye pollock)
Lineage: Eukaryota; Metazoa; Chordata; Actinopteri; Gadiformes; Gadidae
Gene: bnip4
Product: BCL2 interacting protein 4
Exons: 6
Coding region: 165-749 (194 amino acids)
Biological process (GO): mitochondrial outer membrane permeabilization; positive regulation of apoptotic process
Cellular component (GO): mitochondrial outer membrane; mitochondrial envelope; nucleus
Source: RefSeq, a predicted model, not a curated record